This is a messenger RNA of Egretta garzetta (little egret), 1774 nucleotides long. RefSeq names its product ring finger protein 214 (gene RNF214). The transcript has 14 exons. The record is from RefSeq and is a predicted model, not a curated record. Bases 1 to 1611 code for a protein of 536 amino acids. NCBI's taxonomy places the organism in Eukaryota, Metazoa, Chordata, Aves, Pelecaniformes, Ardeidae. Gene Ontology annotation, molecular function: ubiquitin-protein transferase activity.
AUGCCGUGGGCCCGGCCGCUCGGCGAAGCUGCAGGGGUGGGGGGGUCUGACCGCGACCAUCUCCCUUCGCAGACUGACUUCAAGACGGCCGAUAUGGAUGUCAACACGGAUCAGGAUAUCGAGAAGAACUUGGACAAAAUGAUGUCCGAGAGGGCUUUGCUGAAGGAGCGCUACCAGGAGGUGUUGGACAAACAGAGGCAAGUGGAGAAUCAGCUGCAGGUACAGCUUAAGCAGCUGCAGCGGGGCUGCUUGGGCCUCGCGCCGGGGGCCACAGAGAUCCUGAAGGCAAUUCAGGAUGUUACGAUCAAGCGGGAAGAGACGAAGAAGAAGAUGGAGAAGGAAAAGAAAGAAUUCUUGCAGAAAGAGCAGGAUCUGAAAGCGGAAAUUGAGAAACUCUGCGAGAAAGGCAGAAGGUUGCUGAAAGAACAGGAGGAGAAGGAAAACAAGAUUGCCUCUCUGAUCGCAGAGCAGUCCGAUGAAAAGCAGCUAUGGGAGAUGGAGCUAGAUAAGCUGAAGAACCAGCACAAUGAAAUCAACAGGAACAUUCUCGAGGAGACGGAACGGGCCUGGAAAGCAGAGAUCCUGUCCCUGGAGAGCCGAAAGGAGCUGCUGGUGUUGAAACUAGAAGAAGCGGAAAAAGAAGCAGAGCUACACCUCACCUACCUCAAGUCUGCGCCACCCACGCUGGAGACGAUGAGGCCAAAGCAGGAGUGGGAGAUGAGGCUGAACAGGAUACGAAUGACCAAGGAAAGCGUACGAGAUCAGUUCAACGACCACAUCCAGAUGGUGAGAAACGGAACGAAGCUGAGCAGCCUCCCACAGAUCCCAACCCCGACGCUGCCACCUCCACCCUCAGAAACAGAUUUCAUGCUGACGGCAUUCCAGCCCAACCCAUCCCUUACUCCCAGGCUCCCAUUCCCCAUCGGACCAGUUCCCGUUCCCAUGGUCAUGCCGAGUGCUGAUCCUCGGGCACUCUCCUUUCCUCUCCUGAACCCUGCGAUCUCCAGGCCCAACCAGCCUUCCCCGCCGCUGCCUGCUUCCCAGGGAAGAAACAGCCCUGUAGUGGCAUCGCUUAUUGGCACGCACAGCCCUCACAUGACCCCCGCUGCCUCCAUCCCUCCUCCGCCAGGCCUGGGAGGAGUUAACGUCACUCCAGAGUUUCACAGGCUGCAGCCGGCUGAUAAGCUGGAAAAGCUGCUGGAGAAGCUACUGACUCGGUUUCCACAGUGCAACAAGGCCCAGCUCACCAACAUACUGCAGCAGAUCAAGACUGCUCGGAGGACCAUGGCGGGUCUGACGGGGGGCUGUGGGGAAGGGGAGCCUGUGUUUGCCUUGCUGCAGCCUCUCGGUCGAAUCAGGGCCUCCAUGUUCUCUGCUCCGCUGCCUCAGAUCAGCACACCCAUGUUCCUGCCCCCGGCCCAGGUGGCUUACCCUGGAACAGCGUCCCACACCCCGGCUGCCUGUAAGCUGUGUCUCAUGUGCCAGAAGCUCGUGCGGCCNNNNGACCUUCACCCCAUGGCCUGCUCGCACGUGCUGCACAAGGAGUGCAUCAAAUUCUGGGCACAAAACAACACAAAUGACACUUGCCCCUUUUGUCCAAGUCUCAAAUGACGGCUACUCGAACAAAGCGGUCCCACGGGAGGAGUUGCUGUGAAUAGACAGGAUCGGUUCUAAGAUUUCUACAGUUCUAUAUUUAUACAACCAUGUAUACACAUGUACAUUUUUAUUAUAUAGGUAAUGUGUGUAUAGAAAGUCUGUAUACAUACAAAUUCAU